UUGCCAGAAGAGGGAGAGAGAGAGAAGGCAAAUGUUCCCCCAGCUGUUUCCUGUCUACAGUGUCUGUGUUUUGUAGAUAAAUGUGAGGAUUUUCUCUAAAUCCCUCUUCUGUUUGCUAAACCUCACUGUCACUGCUAAAUUCAGAGCAGAUAGAGCCUGCGCAAUGGAAUAAAGUCCUCAAAAUUGAAAUGUGACAUUGCUCUCAACAUCUCCCAUCUCUCUGGAUUUCUUCUUGCCUCAUUAUUCCUGCUAACCAAUUCAUUUCCAGACUUUGCACUUCACAAGCAAUGGGAAAAGUCAGCAGUCUUCCAACCCAAUUAUUUAAGUGCUGCUUUUGUGAUUCCUUGAAGGUAAAGGUACACAUCAUGUCGUCCUCCCAUCUCUUCUACCUGGCCCUGUGCUUGCUCACCUUCACCAGCUCCGUCACAGCUGGACCGGAGACACUCUGCGGGGCUGAGCUGGUGGACGCUCUUCAGUUCGUGUGUGGAGACAGGGGCUUUUAUUUCAACAAGCCCACAGGGUAUGGCUCCAACAGUCGGAGGGCAAUUCAGACAGGCAUUGUGGACGAGUGCUGCUUCCGAAGCUGUGAUCUGAGGAGACUGGAGAUGUACUGCGCCCCGCUCAAGCCUGCCAAGUCAGCCCGCUCUGUCCGUGCCCAGCGCCACACUGACGUCCCCAAGGCUCAGAAGUAUCAGCCCCCAACUACCAACAAGAAAAAGAAGUCUCAGAGGAGAAGGAAAGGAAGUACAUUUGAAGAACGCAAGUAGAGGGAAUGCGGGAAAUAAGAGCUACCGAAUGUAGGAAGACCUUCCUGGGGAGUGAAGAAUGACAUCCCAUCGGCAGGAUCCUUUGCUCUGCAUGAAUUACCAGUUAAACACCAGAAGACCCACCAAAAUAUGAGUUUGAUAACAUUUCAAAAGAUGGGCAUUCCCCCCAAUGAAAUACACAAGUAAACAUUUCAAACAUUGUCUUUAGGAGUGAUUGUUAAAAGCUUUGCACCUUGCAAAAAAGGUCCUGGAGUUGGUAGAUUGCUGUUGAUCCUUUAUUACUAAUGUUCUAUAGAGAAAAAAUAUAUGGAUGUAUGUAUGUAUGUAUCUAUCUAUAUAUAUAUAUCUUAGUCCUUGCCUCUCAAGAGCCACAAAUGCAUGGGUGUUGUCUAGAUCCAGUUGCACUAAAUUUGUCUCUGAAUCUUGGCUGCUGGAGCCAUUCAUUCAGCAGUCUUGUCUAAGUGGUUUAUUAAUUUUUUUUAUUUGCACUUCUUUCUAUGCAACACAGGCUGUUUGUUUUACAGUGUCUGAUUACCUUGUUUGUCUAUCGCUGCCCACCCUCCUUCAUCCCCGUUAUAUUUGCCCAAAUGUGGCCUCCUCCAUAGCAGCAGCAAGCAGUCAAGUAGCACACCAAUAUUUAACCCACCAGAUUCUAUCUGUGGCACUGGUACAAAAUAUAAAUCAGAUGCAUUUGCUGUAGACACAAAGCUUUAUUUUUCCACAUCUUGCUAAAAAGAAAAUGCAAAUAGUUGCAACUUUGAGGCCAAAUGUUCUUAGGUGUAUGUGUUAAGUCUAGAAAGUCUCAAACUCUCAACAGUUCCUUCAAAUGAUGAGUUAGUGUGCGACCUAAUUAGUAACUUCUCUUUGAUUUUUUUCCAUAUAGAGCACUAUGUAAAUUUCACAUAUCAACAUUACAGGAUAUAUCAAACAGUAUGUAAAACUCUCUUUUUUUAGUACAAUGGUGCUAUUUUUGUAGUUUGUGAUAUGAAAGAGUCUGGCCAAAAUGGUAAAAGGUGAAAGCAAAACAAAACAAAAAAAAAAGGAUGCCUGGAGCCAAAGACACAGAGGGGAAGGGUCCUAAAACUCCAGUACCCCCGAUUACGCCUUCCAAGAGAAAUUGAAAACACAAAGUCCAGCGAUGCAAAUUUGUUUAGCAAGUCCUGAGAGGAGUGGAAAAAGCAGAAGGUUAGGAAUUUAAUAGUCCUGGUUUCUUCUCACUGAUGAAACAAACAUCUGCCGACUCGGCCACGGACUCACCACUUUGUGACCUUGGGCAAGUCACUUCACCUCUGUGUGCCUCAGUUUCCUCAUCUGCAAAAUGGGGCAAUAUGCCAUCUACCUACCUCACAGGGGUGGUAUGAGGAUUAAAAAGAUAAAGCUCCAGAUUAUUAUCCUAAAUUGCUACGAGGGUGGAAGGUCAGAGCCCUUGAGUCAUUGGGAUGCAAGGAAUUCUAUAAACAGCUCAUUCAGAGCAUAGCUAGAAAACUGAUUAGCCAAAUGCUCCUGACAUGACAAUUUUUGUCAACGAAGCCAUCUAAUUAAGUAUCCAACUAGCUAGUUGUUAAAAGUUAGCAAUCAGAUUGAUCUCUUUUAAAACACUUUUCAAAAUAAGUUAGAAACAUUUGAUUAACAACUUGAUUUUAAAUUCUGCAUCUGGGUUCAUAAAUACAAAGUGAAAAGAGGGAAAUAAAAAGAAAAUAAAGAGAAAAACAAAAAGAUUUCUACCAGCAAAAGGGUGAUUACUCAAUUUGUUAGCACUCACUGAUUUCUAGGCAGUUUCUAGAAAUCCAGUAAUACUUCUUUUAAUAUUAUGAUACUCCAUUCAUUUUGAACAACAGUUAUUCCAUCUUUAGGCAACCUACAAAAGAUGGCCCAAGAUUUCAACUAUUGAAAUAAUAUCUUAUAAAAAGUCACAGUUACUUUCUUUAAUCAAUUUUGCUCUUAUUCUUGGCUAUAUAUAUUAUUAUUUUGUUGUUGCUGUUGUUAAAAUACCCUUGAUUAGAGUUGCUAGUUUAUAGGCCAAAAUUUUCUUCAGAGCUAGAAAUUUUCCCUCAUGUCUUAGAAGAAUGGCCCCUAUGAAUGUGUCUUAUCCAUUCAACUAAAAAUUGGUAUGAAGAAAAUCCAAAGUUGAGGGCAGGCCCAUGGUUGAGGGCAGGCCUAAAAAAUGUUUCCGGUCUCCAUACCAAAAUUUUCUUAUUAGAACAAUGAAUCAUCCACCAUUUGGAUCUUUUAUCGGCCUUAGAACUUUUUGGUGAGAAGCAACCAGGUUUAUUAUUUCAUGCACAUUGUACCCUUCUUAUUCUUGGAAAGUAUAUAUGGAAAACAAACAUUACAUGUUUAGUUUUCAUCCCACUGGUACACCUCAAGAUUCAGAGGCCAGAAAUAAAAAAAUUAAAUUAAAUUGAAAAAGACUUCCUGGAUCUCAGAAUGUAUGCAAAAAGAAGGCCUAUUUACUGGAUGCCCUGGCUCAGCCAACAAGUAUUUUAACCCUCAGUGCACAGUGUUAUUUGAGUUGAGCAUCUCUGGUGUACUGAGUGGUGUUCUAACCACUAUGGACAGAUGUGAAAGGAACUACAAGUCAUUUUUGUCCUUCAUCUGUUCCCACACAUAUGGGUUCUGCAGAGUGAGAUGCUGUACUCCUCUUCCCAAGGUGGCACUUCUAAUUUUAUUUCUUGUUCCUAGAAUGCACCUUUUAAAAUCACUGACUCCCAGAGACAUUUUACAUGUAUUCUUCUGCCGACCUAGCUGGAUAGGGUAAUUCUAAGAGUGUCUAUGACUUACUUAAUUCACUUAGCAAUUCUAUUCACAGCCCAGAUGCCCCAAUGAGGAAAGCUUAAAUAGACAAAAAGACAUAAUCUUUCUUAACUUUUUCCAACACAUGUCCUCUCCAACUACAUCAUAAAUCAACAAAUUAAAAAGUAACUAAUUAUUAUACUAACCCAGUAUCUUAUUUGCAAAUGAAUUAAAACUAGAAGACAAUUUGAUGUAAACUGCAAAAGUCCCUUGGUCCCCAUACACUCCAGCAGAAUGUCCCAGGAUUGACAGAGAGGGAGCACCUAACAUUUCACAACUCAAAACUUCAUAAGCUUUGCUUUAAAUUUUAAAAUGAGGAAAUUUCAGGAUGUUUAUGAAAGAGCCGUACAUACUGGUAGGAAUUAGCUUUCAACGUAUAGGCUUAUUUCUGAUUUAAAUGACAAUACAGAAUACCUAAGUCAAAUUUCUACUCCAGCUUCCCCACAUAGUAUAAUAGCACUAUUUGAACAUUUUAAGAUGAGGAGGCUCCCCUGAAAAAGCUAAUGAAUCUUUCCAUCAGAAUCCACUCUUCUAGACCUAAAAAAACUCUCCCACUCUCUCUCUCUCUCUCUCUCUCUCUCUCUCUCUCUCUCUCUCCCAGAGAGUCCAAUGGAAUACUUAAAAAAUAAUAAUAAUAAUAACUUCCUGGAAAAAGAAGAAAAAGCCUGGCCACCUUGAGAAUCCUUCCCCUCCUGGGAAUGUCAAUGUUUGUGUAGAUGGAACCAUCUCAUGCACUGUGGCUCCAGGGUUUCCGUUACUACUUCAUGCACUAGGGGGAUUAAAUUGGAGGAUGUAGCACAAUUUUGCUUUCCCAUUUAUUGUUUGGCCAACUAUGCCAACGUGGUGCUAUUGUUUCUUUAAGAAAGUACUUGACUUAAAAAAAGGAAAAAAAAGAAAAAAGAAAGCAUGGACAUAUUUUUUUAAAGUGUAAAAACAAUAAUUCUAUAGCUAGGUGGCUUCAUAAAACAGCACUAGGUCUAGUCACCACCACCUUUCAACUUCUUAUCACUCACAAGUAGCAGACUGUUCACCAAAUUGUGAGUGUGGUGGUGUGGGGCAGAAGAUGGAAAAUUUUUCGAAUCACAAGGCUCCACUCUUUUGUUGGCUCUCAGCAAAAUUAGCACUAUGUUACCCAAUCUGAACACCUGGAUCAAGAGCAUGGAAUAUAAAUGGGGCAAAAAAAUACUUUAUAGAAAAAUGGCAGAACUAAAAAGAUGGUUAAGUUACUUAUUGAUUUUUUUUUUUUGGUGUGUGCUGUCUGCUCUAAAACAGAUAUUCAGCAAGUAGAGAAAAAUACGGAGAGAAAAAAUGCAAAAAUUCACCUUCUGAAAAUAGCAUCUGCCCCAUUUCCCUUGAGUAAAUUUUUAGCAUUGGCUGGUUUAUAGAAAAUAUUCUCCCUUCAUCUAAACAUCUCAGAGAGCAAUAGCUCCCAUGAAAAGCAAUCACUAAUCUCACUGGGAAGUGUUGGAAAGUAUUUCUUUAUGAGCUGGGGGUUAUCUAUUGAUAAGGAAAGAGAAGAAUUUAGGAGAAAUCAUUGAAAGAAAUGGCUAACAAUCUGUGAAGACUUUUUUUUAACUUUAUAUAGUCUUUUUAAAUAUCUUAAUGUUCAAAAAUGACUUGGUUCUUUCUUCUUCUUUUAUAUUGGAAUAGGGGUGAUAAGUUAAACCCAAAUAGACUUUAAAACUAUAGGCUAGAUAGAAUAUACGUUUGACUUGUCAAAACUCUAAUCAGACUAUCUAAAAUGUUUUUGCUAUUUUUAACCUUAAAAGAUUGUACUAAUAUUCGAGACAGAUCCUGUUAGCGCUCUUCUUUGGAAAGAGCAUUUCCACUCAAAUCACCUGGGCUUUCCCAGCAAUGUUUUCAAAAGAUAAAUCUGACUUAUGCAUCAUUGUGGCAUCAUUGAUUUUAAAAUUUUAAUUUUUUAAAAUAGAAGAAUUGUGAUUCUUUAUGCCCCUCUCCUGCAAUGAUCAAAAAGUCCAGAAACUGAGGAGGCAAAAACAAGAAGAAAAUUUUGUUGGUUCUUUGUUGUUGGUUUGUUUGUUUUCAAUGCUAGUGUUUAAUCCUAUAAUACAUAUUUGCUUAUCAAUAUUUUAAUAUUCUAAAAGACUUUCCUGUUAGGUAUUAGAAACUGAUGCAUAGAUAUCUCUUUUUUUGUAUGAUUUCUAUUUUUUUUUAAAAGGAGAUGAGAAGACUGUCUGAAGCUUUGAGUGCGUAUGGUACAAGAUAAAGUAUCAAUUUAAAUAACUAAGUCCUAUCUGGAACAAUAUUUUGCUUUAGGAAACCUCUUCCUAGAUAAGAUAGAGGCCCAGGGAAUUUUUGAAACUGUCUUUAUUCCUCCCAGUCCUUAUUCAUUUAGUAUCUGUCUCAAAAAUAUAGAGAGGGCCUAGAAUUAAAGGGACCUCUUUAAAAACAUAAGUUUUACAUCUUGCCUCUUAAUUUCUGAUUACACCUUGACCUUCAACAUGGUCCCUCUUUUUCCCCGUUCUUCAGCUGUCAUUGAUAAGGUCUUUUGAGGGGGAGAAAAAAAGACAUUUUUUUAAUUUAAAAAACGAAAACACAAAAGCCCAAAUACCACUGCCCAGUUGAAAUAUGAGUUAACAUGGAGGACACAGAGUUCCUCCUACUUAACCCACAGAAUCACCUUCAAAAUGAUCUUUCAAAAAGAUCCUUAGAAUCUGCCCUCUUUUUUUAUUUGCCCAGGCCAACAGUACCUGAAAAAUAAAUAUCACUCAUUUUCUUUUGCCCAAAAUACACUGAUGUAAAAGUAGGAAAAUUGAAAACAGAACUCCAAAAUCCCUUCCAAGCCCCCCACUGGCCCUACUCACUCACCCUCACUCACUGAUGGCCAAGCCACUUCCACUAAUCCCUUAAUCUGAAUUCUUUUGGAUAUUUAUCUUGUACCUGCUGCUAUACACACUGCAGGAGGGACUCUGAAACCUCAAGCAUCUCCUCACAUCUCUCAUCUGUGUCUGUGUAUCAUUAACAUGUCUAUUCAAAACUUUCAACAACUUUCAAACAUCAUGCAGCUCAGAUUCAGUUUACAUAAGGGCCCCAAAUACCAUGUCAGAUCUCUUUUUGCUAAGAGGGUUAAUAAACUCUGAGAAAUGGGAUUACAUCAUGUGUUUUGCUUCAUAUGUUUUUAUCACACUUACAGGCCAAGUGUGAUAAAUAAACUUACAGACACUGAAUUAAUUUUUCCGGCUACUCUGAAAGCAGAAAAUGGGGUUCAUUGACUUGGUCAUUCAUUACAUCUGUCUUUGUGCACAAGCAUAUUUUUUAUUAAGUGAACUCUGAUUGUAUUUGAAAUUAUUAUUCAUUUAUGGCAGAGGAAUAUCAAUCCUAAUGACUUCUAAAAAUGUAACUAACUGAAUCAUUAUCUUACAUUUACUGUUUAAUAAGCAUAUUUUGAAAAUGUAUGGCUAGAGCGUCAUAAUAAAGUGAUAUAUCUUU
Messenger RNA from Myotis brandtii (Brandt's bat), 7010 nucleotides. It is a transcript of the gene IGF1, whose product is annotated as insulin-like growth factor 1 (somatomedin C). Gene Ontology annotation, molecular function: growth factor activity; hormone activity. The transcript has 5 exons. The coding region runs from base 288 to 767 and encodes 159 amino acids. Gene Ontology annotation, cellular component: extracellular region. NCBI's taxonomy places the organism in Eukaryota, Metazoa, Chordata, Mammalia, Chiroptera, Vespertilionidae. The record is from RefSeq and is a predicted model, not a curated record.